This is a messenger RNA of Hyaloscypha bicolor E, 1218 nucleotides long. RefSeq lists its product as uncharacterized. The record is from RefSeq and is a predicted model, not a curated record. Bases 231 to 998 code for a protein of 255 amino acids. The transcript is spliced from 2 exons. Lineage: Eukaryota; Fungi; Ascomycota; Leotiomycetes; Helotiales; Hyaloscyphaceae.
ACAUGAUGAACCAAAGAUUCUACAAGCACCAACAACCAAAACUCUAAUCUCCUCCACCAAUCAAGAAUCCAACAGCUUCAUACCCACUGGCCACUUCUCCCAGGGCCAUGUGACGGUAACGAAAAGGAGAUAGGGGCUCGGCAAAUAGGCACCCCAGCUCGACACCGUUUCGUCGCACUUGCAGAUGAAAGGUUGCCUUUCAGGGUUUCUCUGUCCACCAAAACAAGGGAAUGGCUUCUGGGACCCGCCUUCUCUGUUUUAAUCUUCAUGGCAACGCGUGCAAAAGGCACAUUCUACCUCGGUACCCCUGCUUAAAGCAUAGCAAGAGAUACAUAACAACCCGAUCCCAACUCCUUCACUUCCUGCUUCAAUUCUCCCCGCUAUUCCCCAAACUUUGCUCCCUCCCUCGCUCCGUUAUCCGAAUAAUGUCUGGAACACUAGACCUUAAUGAGUUUCCAUUCUUCAACAUACCAGGUUAUCAAGACCAGCUCAACUGCGCCCAGGCGUGCGAAAAGUUCUUAGCAUUCAAUGGCUGCUCGACCCCCAAAUGUUUCUGCUCGCCUGAAAACUUCAUCCCUGGAGGCGAGAAGGCAAUGGCUACUUGUUUGUCUACAUUUUGUAGCUCUUCACAAGUUGCUGCAGCAGAGACCUUUACAGCGAGUGUUUUCUCGGCGUAUUGUGCUUCGAAAGGAUUUACAAAUUUGGCCCAGGCGACUCCUGCGUCGAGCUCAUCAACGUCAUCGAGUACCGCGAUAUCAACGAGCUCCAGUUCUACAACUUCGCUAGCAAACGCAAAAACUUCAAGCGCGGCAACUACGACCUCCGGCAAUGCUAUUUCCCCGACAGACCUUCCUCUAGGGCAUCAUCAUCUGCACCGACUUCCCACAAAUCGGGCCUCUCCUCUGACGCACGGGUUCGCAAGUUCUCUGCUCCGCGGACUGCAGGAGUUCCUGCAGGCGACCGGAGCAAAGAGAAAACGUUGGGAGCACGAGUGUUAAAGCUGGAGGAUACACAGAUUCAUGCACUGUCUCUAGUUUUUCCGCAAGGUCCACGGAGCCCAUGCAGGAAGAGGCGCUGCCAGCAGCCCAGGAGUUGGAGCCAAGAGAUACGCAGGUUCGUGAGGCAUUUGCACAGCCUGGAGAAUUGGGAGAAGGGCAGACGCUGCGAUGGGAAUUGGAUGGCAGCAUGAGAUAAUAAUUAUUACUUAUUCUACGGUUG